GUUUUACAAAGGAAUGUAUAUCAGCAAAAUUAAAGCAUGAAAAAUAGUAUCACGAAUGUCCUUCUUCUUCUACCCUUUCCAAUAAGGGCAGGGCACACUGCGCACAACAAACUGCGCAGGUCCACCGUGAUCACUUGUGUUUACAAAAAAGCUCUGCUCCAAAUCAAAAUUCGUCGGAGAAAUCUAGUGCAGCUCGUGGAAAAAGUUGUCCGACCUCUCCUCGCCGUUUUCGCCACCCGACUUUUUUCCUGCAGAUUCAGCGUCAUGGCCAAUGCUGAGAACUGGAAAAGCGCAUCGUCCAUUUACGAUUUCACGGUCAGGGACAUCAAAGGCAACGAAGUUCCACUUGAGAAAUACAAGGGCCAUGUUUGCAUCAUUGUGAACGUCGCCUCCAAAUGUGGCCUCACCGCCACGAACUACAAGGAGUUGGAAGAGUUGCGUGAAAAGUACCACGAGAGCAAGGGCCUGAGGAUUUUGGCCUUUCCCUGCAAUCAGUUUGGAGGCCAGGAACCUGGCAGCUCCGAGGACAUUGUCUGCUUUGCGAUGAAGAACAACGCCAACUUUGACUUGUUUGAGAAGGUAGAUGUCAACGGAGACAGUGCCUCACCCCUUUGGAAAUAUUUGAAGCACAAGCAGGGUGGAACUCUUGGAGACAGUUUCAUCAAAUGGAACUUCACCAAGUUUGUGAUUGACAAAAAUGGCCAGCCGGUUGAGCGACAUGCACCGACCACGGAGCCAUCGAAAUUUGAGAAGAAUUUGGAGAAAUAUUGGUAGAGGCGUGCAAAACAUGCAAAGUUCACAUCUGUUGCUUGGUGCCAUUGAUUAAUUAUUUUAUGCGAUGUUAUAACUUUUCCAAACAGUAGAUGUGUGAUUAAAGCCAAAUAGUAGUUUUUCAUCCUUGUUGCAAGACUGCAAAUUUUCACUAUGUAGCACUGCAGAAUUUUUUCACGGAUCCUUUUAGUCUGUCUUUUAACAUCACCCACCGUUUUACAGAAAUUGUUGGCAUUGAAAAGAAGAAAAAGUGCAUUUGUGUUUUGUUGAUUAACAUUGAUUAAUAAAAAUCUUCUUUCUCUGCUACUGA
Messenger RNA from Neocloeon triangulifer, 1081 nucleotides. RefSeq lists its product as uncharacterized. Gene Ontology annotation, molecular function: glutathione peroxidase activity. The transcript has 8 exons. Gene Ontology annotation, biological process: response to oxidative stress. Lineage: Eukaryota; Metazoa; Arthropoda; Insecta; Ephemeroptera; Baetidae. The record is from RefSeq and is a predicted model, not a curated record. The coding region runs from base 37 to 774 and encodes 245 amino acids.